AGGGAAACGCAGACUGAAAACAGAGGCGGCUCGAUAGUUGCUAUGUGACACACAGCAGCCCGCACACUCAGCCAACUCACUCGGUUGUCAGCGUUGUGAUGGAGAACGAGGCGGAUGUCUUCUAUCGGCAGCUGCCGAAAGUGCUAACACGCUAACGUCUGCGUUCCACCUGUCGCCAGGAGCUGCACGCUCACCUCAACGGCUCCGUCAGCUCCCACACCAUCGAGAAGCUCAUCGACCGCAAACCGCAUCUCAACAUCGAGCACAACAUGACCGCGAUCGGCAAAGGCCAGCGGAGGACCCUGGACGAGUGUUUUCAGGUCUUCAAGGUCAUCCAUCAGCUGGUGGACACGGAGGAGGACAUCCUCAUGGUGGCCACAGAUGUGAUCAGGGAGUUUGCAGCUGAUUCUGUCAAGUACUUAGAGCUCAGAAGUACACCGAGGGAGGAGAAACACACAGGAUUGACAAAAAGGAGAUACAUUGAAACUGUCAUCAGAGCCAUCCAGCUGUGUAAAGAGGAGGGAUUGGACAUUGAUGUCAGGUUUCUCGUGGCAAUCGACCGCAGGAAUGGGCCACAGGUUGCCAUGGAGACAGUUGAGCUGGCCGAGGAGUUCCUGCUCUCCUCUAAUGGUUUGGUGGUGGGACUCGACCUGAGUGGAGAUCCAACGGUGGGCGAUGGAAAGUCUCUCCUUCCAGCUCUAGAGAGAGCCAAGAACUGUGGACUGAAGUUGUCACUGCACCUCUCAGAAGUACCGUCCCAGCUGGAGGAGUCCGAUUUGCUGUUGAAUCUUCCUCCUGACAGGAUCGGGCACGGCACAUUCUUGCAUCCGGAAGUGGGUGGAUCUCAAAUUCUGGUUGACAAAGUGCUGAAGAACAACAUACCACUGGAGCUGUGCCUGACAUCAAAUAUUAAAGGUCAAACUGUGCCGUGUUACUCCAAACAUCACUUUAAGUACUGGUACCAGCUCGGACAUCCAAGUGUCAUCUGUACUGACGAUAAGGGGGUCUUCAGUACAGACUUGUCUCAGGAGUAUCAGCUGGCAGCUUCCACAUUCGGUCUCAGUCGUGAGGCCGUGUGGAAGCUUUCCCAGCAGGCUAUCGAUUGUAUCUUCGCACCAGAGGCCGUGAAACAGCAGCUCAAACAGAAGUGGACUGAUUUACAGCCUCAGGUGUUCCAGUGAUCCGUUCAGCCUCAAGACAGCCAUAUACCUCAGGUUUCCGUAAAAAGGAACAAAAACUUUUCGUUAACUUUAUACAAGUCUUUGUAGAAAUCAUGACAUUAAAAAGGGAACUCUAAAAACUGCUGUUAACAAAUGUUUGAAAUAAGUGAAAGUAAAAAAUACUUAUUUAGUA
Messenger RNA from Scophthalmus maximus (turbot), 1353 nucleotides. RefSeq names its product adenosine deaminase-like (gene mapda). The transcript is spliced from 10 exons. Bases 270 to 1181 code for a protein of 303 amino acids. The record is from RefSeq and is a predicted model, not a curated record. Gene Ontology annotation, biological process: inosine biosynthetic process; adenosine catabolic process. NCBI's taxonomy places the organism in Eukaryota, Metazoa, Chordata, Actinopteri, Pleuronectiformes, Scophthalmidae. Gene Ontology annotation, molecular function: adenosine deaminase activity.